Molecule: messenger RNA, 1599 nt
Organism: Quercus lobata
Lineage: Eukaryota; Viridiplantae; Streptophyta; Magnoliopsida; Fagales; Fagaceae
Product: putative glucose-6-phosphate 1-epimerase
Exons: 9
Coding region: 185-1144 (319 amino acids)
Biological process (GO): carbohydrate metabolic process
Cellular component (GO): cytoplasm
Molecular function (GO): carbohydrate binding; glucose-6-phosphate 1-epimerase activity
Source: RefSeq, a predicted model, not a curated record
UCUCCGAGUCCCCAUCUCCUAUAUAUAGAAGAUAACCAUAUCAAAAUUUUCCCGUUCCCGAUCCACGAAGAAACUCGAAGCCAAAAGCCAAAAACCAAGAGCUUCCAAAAAACUAUUCCACGAACAGAAAAAAAAGAAGAGAGAAAGCGAAAGCGAGAGAGAGAGAGAGAGAGGGACAGAGAAGAUGACGAAUACGUCGUCGUCUGGAGAAAUGGUGUACGUGGAGCACAAAAAGGACAUCAAUGGCUUCCAUAAGGUCAUUCUCCGCGAGGUUCGCGGUUGCUCCGCUGAGGUGUAUUUGUAUGGAGCUCAAGUUACGUCUUGGAAGAAUGAACAUGGGGAAGAAUUGCUUUUUCUAAGUAGUAAGGCUAUUUUUAAACCUCCAAAGGCUAUCCGUGGAGGUAUUCCAAUAUGUUUUCCUCAAUUUGGAAAUCAUGGUUCUCUUGAACAACAUGGAUUUGCUAGGAAUAGGACUUGGACCGUAGAUCCUGAUCCCCCACCUUUUGCAACAAUUAGCCACAAUAAGGCUUUCAUUGAUUUAAUCCUUAAGCCCUCUGAAGAAGAUGCAAAGAUCUGGCCUCACAGAUAUGAGUUUCGCCUAAGGAUAACUUUGGGACCUGGAGGAGAUUUGAUGUUGACAUCCCGUAUUCGCAAUACAAAUAUUGAUGGAAAGUCGUUUACAUUCACAUUUGCCUACCACACAUAUUUUUCUGUCACGGACAUCAGUGAAGUGCGGGUAGAAGGACUAGAGACCCUUGAUUAUUUGGAUAACCUGAAGAAGAGAGAGCGAGUUACAGAACAAGGGGAUGCAAUAACGUUCGAAUCAGAAGUGGACAAAACAUAUCUCAGUACACCAACAAAAAUUGCUAUUAUUGACCAUGAAAGGAAGAGAACAUUUGUAUUGCGAAAAGAUGGACUUCCAGAUGCUGUGGUUUGGAACCCAUGGGAUAAGAAAGCAAAGGCAAUUCCUGAUUUUGGGGAUGAUGAGUACAAGCAUAUGCUGUGUGUUGAAGCUGCUUGUGUGGAAACGCCCAUUACAUUGAAACCAGGUGAAGAAUGGAAAGGAAGGCAGGAACUAUCUGCCGUUCCUUCCAGUUAUUGUAGCGGACAACUUGACCCACAAGUGGUACUCCAAAGCGGUUAAAGUUCAACUGUCUGGGUGCAUAUCUUGUACAGGGCUCUAUUGCAGUCUAGAUUUGGUGUUGUCAGAGAAUUCUUGCCAGAAUAUUUUUUGUUGGAGGGCAGAAUCAUCAUUACCAGAAUUGUCUAUAUAAUGUCAUUGAAGCUUUAUUUGGUUAAAGAAAAAGGAACACAGAAGGAAGUUUCAAAAAAGAGUUGCUUUAACAAUUGUAUAUUACUAGAUUUCUACCGAAAAAAAAGUGGAAGAGAAGAAAGAUGACACAUCUAGGCUUCUUAUUUGUUUGGUUUUUGUUCCUCCACCCACUUCAUCUUCUUUUGUAGACAUGAAUUUAUUAUUUGUAUGGAAGAUCAUUAGUUUUUGGUGCAUGAGACAUCUCUUGCAUUCAUGACUUGUUUGGGACACCAUUGUUUACUAAGUACCCCAGUGAAUGGAUUACUUUGCAGCAUUUAAAUGCUUAA